This is a messenger RNA of Hymenoscyphus albidus, 3011 nucleotides long. Lineage: Eukaryota; Fungi; Ascomycota; Leotiomycetes; Helotiales; Helotiaceae. The record is from the annotation of a GenBank genome assembly.
AUGGCCAGAGAUAUGCUGCAAUUUCCAUCCGAGCACCGGGCAUUCCUCGAGCCUCACCUCCCCCCAAGAGACCUCCCACCAAUCUCCAACUCUCUCCCCUUCACAACCGUCACAUUCGCAACCUCCCUCGAUUCGCAACUCGCUCUCUCACCCGGCGCACCAACCCAACUGUCCGGGCCUCAAUCGAAGGCAAUGACCCAUUAUCUGCGCUCUCGAUACGAUGCUAUUUUAAUUGGCGUUGGCACUGCAGCUGCGGAUAACCCAAGUCUGAAUUGUCGAAUUGAGGGAGUGGGUGGGUAUGGCGGGGAAGGACUGGACGGCCAGCCUCGUCCGAUUGUCAUUGACCCUUCUGCGCGUUGGGAUUUCAUUGCGAACCACAAGAUUUUCCGGUUGGCGAGGGAUGGGAGAGGAAGAGCGCCGUAUAUUAUUACUGGAGAGGCAUCUCCGCCUGUUGAUAAGAAAGCUAUCUUGGAAGAGGCUGGAGGCGAGUAUAUCACGGUGGACAUGCCCAAUACCGGUGCCAAUGGCCAUAAAAUGGAUUGGAGGGAUAUAUUGAAUGCUUUAAGUGCAAAGGGUUUAAGAAGUGUUAUGAUUGAAGGUGGUGGGUCUGUCAUCAAUUCAUUGCUGCAACCCGAGUACUUUUCCAUCAUCAAUUCUGUCAUUGUUACCAUCGCUCCCACCUGGUUAGGCACCGGAGGCGUGGUUGUGUCUCCGCCCAGACGUUUCAAUGGCGAAGGAAACCCAAUGGCUGCCGUACGACUGGAUCACGUUCAAUGGAACCCGCUAGGAGAGGAUGUGGUCUUAUGUGGAAAGAUGAAGAUAUGAGAGCACAUCAAGGCUGAGUUGUCAAUAGCGAUUACUUGCACGACGAGUCUAUUGGCCUUUGACAUUCCAACCAAUCCUUUGAUCUUCACGCCUGUGGACUUUUGUUUCCAAAAUGACGGCGCCAGUAAGCAAGAAGUACAGGUGACGGGCCAGCCUCCCCUAUCACCAUAAGCUAAAGAAUAAGGCAAGAACUGCCCAGGAUGUGACAUCUACUCAGUGAUCAGAUUCGAGGUUCGAAUCUGCUGCAUAGCUAGAUCGGAAGUUGCUUGAAUCUGUUUCCAUCGGACUUCGCUCCAUUGGGGUUAGUUAACCAACUGCAGUGUGAACCAACUACAGGGCCAACCAACACUAUGCUUAGCCAAUCCGACCACUCAAUUUGAUAUCUUUCUGGGGUUUACAUCCCCACUAGAGAUGAAAUCCCAUGAUAAGAAGUAAACAUCCAUUCUCCAUUGCCUUUUUUCCAACACUCUUCUUUUUUUCUUCAGAAGUAAGGUCACAAUUGUUUCUCAAACUAUCGUUAUGGCUAUGCUUCCACUCAUGGAAGCUGUACUGGCGUGUCUUCUAUUGAUCAUAACUCAAGCUUUUCGCAGGCUCUACUUUCAUCCUUUAGCCCAUAUUCCAGGACCAAAACUUGCCGCCCUUACCUGGUGGUACGAGUUCUAUUUUGAUGGCAUCAAAGGAGGCAAAUACGUCUUCAAGAUCCAAGAGCUUCAUACGCAAUAUGGUAAGUCCCCAAUGAAUUAUUCCGGUGUUCCCGAAUAAGCUCAGUGUAACCGUCACCCAGGUCCUAUUAUUCGUGUCACUCCAGAUGAAAUCCACGUGAAUGACGUUGGCUUUCUGGACGAUGUGUACGCACCAUCAACGGUUCGAAGGGAUAAGUAUAGUUAUCAAUCGAAAUCUCUACGUGUCCCUGGUGGUGUGGGUGCCACAGCGGGCUUUGAUCUCCAUAAGAAGCGACGCGAUGCACUCACUCCGUUUCUCAGCAAGCGAAAUGUAACAUUUCUGGAACCUCUUAUCACUAAGAAGGUUAACCAGUUAUGCGACGUGAUCCAAAAGCAUGCAGAUACGAGUACUCCGGUCAACCUCUCUGAUGUAUUCUUUGCUUUUUCUAACGAGUAAGAGUCUCCGGUUCAUCAAGAUACAAAAAACUGAUUACUUUAGUGUGGUCGUGAACUUUUUGUUUGCCCAUGAAGUCAAUCUCCUUGCAGACAUAGAGCUCGCGGCGAAACAACGGCGAAAUAGCAAUGAGCUCUUGCUUGGUAUCAAUAUGAACAAACACUUCCCAUGGAUCCCCGAUUUCCUCGAGGCUCUACCGCUGUUCAUCAGCAAGCCAAUCAUGCCACCGGGACUGAUCGAUAUGCUGGACUUGUUUGAUGUUAGUUGGCUGCAAUCUUUCUGUGUUGUUGACUGUUUCUAACAAAAAUAUGCAGAGAGUUCGAGCUGAGCUACUUGAGAUCAUAAAGAACAAAGCCUCUUCGACUCCUGGUGAAAAGAGCAACGGUCCAACUGGCAAGUAAUCUGUAUAUGACUCUGUCCUCGACAACCCUAACUUACCAGCGUCCGAGAAAUCACUUCUGCGUUUAGAGCAAGAAGGCGCGCUUCUUGUUCUGGCAGGUACGGAAUCACCUGCAAAGACACUAAACACGAUUUUCUACCACAUCCUAGCCAACCCGACGAUUUUCGCCAGACUUCGCGCGGAAAUAAAUACACUUCGCAGGACCGCAACCUGGACCCAGCUCGAACAACUCCCUUAUCUGUCAGCCGUCAUCGAAGAAGGAAAUCGAUUAUCCUUCGGCGUCACCGCGAGAGAAGCAAGAAUUUCUCACGAACCACUGACCUACACUCCCUCCGUACAUGCCUCCAUCCCCCCUCAAGCACCAAAAGAUCCUUCCUCAUACCCCCCGGUACACCCAUCAGCAUCACCACUUUGAGCGCUCACACCGCGCCAACCGUCUUCCCCAACCCAUUUAUCUUUGACCCCGAGCGUUGGCUCGGCGAAAAAGGACGCGAGAGGAGGAAAUUCCAGUUCGCGUUCAAUAAAGGGGGCAGAAAGUGUUUGGGCAUUGAGUUGGCAAGGGCGGAAUUGUAUCUGGUUACUGCGGCUCUUGUGAGGGGGUUUGAGAUGAGUCUUUGGAAGACGGAGGAGGGGGAUGUGGGGUUUGAGAGGGAUUUUCAGGUUGCGAUGC